AUAAUUCCCUCCACCGACCCUUCGUUCUCCUUCCGCCAAAUCAAGUUCCAGCGUUACGCCCUGCUUCUUUCCAGAGCAACUGUUUUUGAAUCCUUACUCUUUUGAAGAUGGCGCCUCAGACUAGAACAACGGCGUUUCCAAACGUACUAGUUAUCGAGAGAGACACCGACUCCGAACAAAGUUCGUCGGAGGAAGACGAAGAAGAAGAAGAAGAGGAUGAGGCAGUUGAGGAGACUGAUAAUGUAGCGCCAGAAAUGGACGAUGCAUCUACCUCUGAGACGGCGACGAAAAAGCGAGCGAAAGUUCCCAUAACCAUCAGUCUCAAAAAAGUCUGCAAAGUUUGCAAGCGAUCUGGCCAUGAGGCGGGGUUCAAAGGGGCAAUAUACAUAGACUGUCCUAUGAAGCCUUGCUUCCUUUGCAAAAUCCCUGGUCAUACCACGAUUACUUGUCCACAUAGGGUGACUCUUGAUCAUGGGGUUAUUCCUGCUCCUCGGGGAAUCAGCGGGAAAUCACCUGAUUAUGUUUUUGGACGCCAGAUUAGACCUAACAUUCCAAAGAUUAAACCGGCCUAUGUAAUUCCGAACACGGUGACUUGUGGAGUUAGUAAAUACCACAGCAGGAGAGUAACGUGCUUGGAAUUCCAUCCAACGAAUAAUAAUAUUCUGCUCUCUGGUGAUAAGAAAGGACAACUUGGAGUUUGGGAUUUUCAUAAAGUGGAUGAAAAGACAGUUUAUGAAAGUGUACACAGUUGCAUACUUAAUAACAUGAAGUUCAGCCCUGCUAAUGAUGGAUCAGUAUAUUCAGCAUCAUCUGAUGGAACCAUUGGUUGUACUGAUUUAGAGACUGGAAUUUCACAAUCACUGAUGAACCUCAAUCCAAAUGGGUGGCAGGGCCGAAACAGAUGGAGGAUGCUUUACGGGUUGGAUGUGAACCGGGAUAAAAAUCUUGUAAUUGUUGCAGAUAACUUUGGAUUCCUUUACAGGGUGGACACUCGUUCUAAUUGCAAAUAUGAGGAUCAUAUUUUAAUUCAUAAGAAGGGAAGCAAAGUUACUGGGCUGCAAUGUAACCCUGCUCAACCAGAUCUUCUUUUGAGUUGUGGAAACGAUCAUCUUGCUCGGUUAUGGGACAUGCGCAUGUUGAAGACUGGAUCUUCGCUUUGUGAACUUUCCCAUGGGCGUGUUGUGAAUUCUGCCUACUUUUCUCCCCAAACUGGCAAUAAAAUACUCACGACUUCUCAGGAUAACCGACUACGUGUAUGGGAUUACAUUUUUGGGGAUCUAGAGACCCCUAGUCGGGUUAUUGUACAUAGUCAUGAUUUCAAUCGACAUUUGACCCCCUUCCGAGCCGAAUGGGAUCCAAAGGAUCCAUCAGAAUCUCUGGUAGUAAUUGGGCGAUACAUAAGUGAAAAUUAUUAUGGGACAGCUUUGCAUCCUAUUGAUUUCAUUGAUAUCAAGACUGGGAAACUAGUAGCUGAAGUUGUGGAUCCUAACAUUACAACUAUUAGUCCUGUGAACAAAUUACAUCCUCGAGAAGAUAUUUUGGCAUCUGGAAGCUCAAGGUCCAUUUUCAUAUGGAAACAGAGGGACAAUCAUGAGAUCGAACGGCCUAUGGAAGAAAAGGUGAUCUUAAUCUGCUCUACUGAUGAUAAGAAACGAAGAAAAAGGCUCAAUGGUGAUAUUGAUGAGUCUGACGAUGAUUUGUCAAGCAUAAAGAAGAAAAGCUCCAAAUCUGGGAAAGGGAAGCAAAAAGUGGCUCAAACCAGUCUCAAAAGAAAGAAGUAACAACCUCAAUAAUUGAACAGUCCUGCAAUGCUGACCUUUGUUCUGAUAAAAGCUUUUUCUUUUUUCCUAUUUUGCUAAUGGUCGAAUGUGUGCAUUUGAUGCCCCAUAGCAGCAGUUUGCAGUGUAUGUAUUCCUUAACCUUUUGUGUACUAACUUAUUGCCUUUUGUUAGCUGAUACCUUAUGAAUUAUGGAAUGGAACUUUGCAUAUGCAGUUACAUCAAUUCUUCA
Molecule: messenger RNA, 2010 nt
Organism: Impatiens glandulifera
Lineage: Eukaryota; Viridiplantae; Streptophyta; Magnoliopsida; Ericales; Balsaminaceae
Product: protein DAMAGED DNA-BINDING 2
Exons: 11
Coding region: 108-1781 (557 amino acids)
Biological process (GO): response to UV; DNA repair
Cellular component (GO): Cul4-RING E3 ubiquitin ligase complex; nucleus
Molecular function (GO): protein binding; damaged DNA binding
Source: RefSeq, a predicted model, not a curated record